This is a messenger RNA of Pelagomonas calceolata, 935 nucleotides long. Lineage: Eukaryota; Pelagophyceae; Pelagomonadales; Pelagomonadaceae. The record is from the annotation of a GenBank genome assembly.
CACAAAGAAUGAUCUCGAGCUGCGAGGCUCACAAUCAUUGCUGCCGCACGAUCGCAAUCGGUUCCUGCGAGCUGCCCUUUGCAUACAGCAUCUCACAGCAGACGACGACCGCGCUGCUGCUUCAUUCCUGUUCGCUCCCGCUGCAUGCAGCGGGUGUUCAACCCAAUCCACCUCGCUGCUGCAGCUAUCCUCGAGCCCGUGGUUGCCGCGACGCCCAAGAAAGCCGCGACCCCAGUGAAUGGGCAACACCGCGGCCCGACAGGUAGCGCAACACCGACUGGCGCAGCCGCACUUUCGGGUCGCCUUGCAGCAGCGGUACGGAACGGUGAAAGUUCCCCGCGUUCGGUCCUCGACGAACCCGUCGAUCAACCGCGCGCUCUGCCUCCUGAGUCGCUCCUUCACGGAGUGAUCCCCGCGACCAUGUGGACGUCAAAAUUGGGAACGAACUAUUCGCUCGACGACAUUCGAAAGAACGACAAAAGGGCCCACGCGGAAUUGCAGAGGAUCCGGUGGCGGCCCGACAAUUCGCGCUGCGCCGACUGCGCCGCGACGCCGACGGUUUGGGCCAUUGUCAACCAUGGGACCUUCGUAUGCCUCCGAUGCGCGUCCGUGCACCGGUCGCUGGGCACGCACAUCUCGAAGCCGAAGGGCUGCACCGGGACGUAUCUGUGGGGACCCGACGAGUUACAGGCGAUGCGUCCCGGCAACAGGGCCGCAAACAUCGCCCUCCUCGGCGACUCGGCUCCGCGACUGACGCCCGACGUCUCCGACGCGGCGCUGCGCGAGCAUCUCGUCGACAAGUACGAGAAGAAGCGGUGGGCGCCCGCCGUCCGACCGCCGGAGCCGCCGGACCUGAUGACGUUCGACGAGCCCCCUCCGCCGCCGGAGGAGGACUUCUUCGCCUCGUUCGGGGUCUGACUAAGACUAACGUAUUA